AUGCCGCCCAAGACUGAUGUAGCCAAGCCCAAGGCUCCGAAGAAGGUUGCCGCCUCUCAUCCACCCUACAACGAGAUGGUCAUCGCCGCCAUCACCGCUCUGAAGGAGCGCUCGGGCUCCAGCCGUCAGGCCAUCCUCAAGUACAUCCAAGCCAACAACAGCGGCCUCAAGCCCGGCUACGAAACUCACGCCAAGAUGGCUCUCAAGCGCCUGGUGGCCAAAGGCACCCUCGUCCAGCCCAAGGGAACCGGGGCGUCUGGCAGCUUCAAGAUCGGGAAGGUGGAGAAACCGGAGAAAAAACCAGUCGCCAAGAAACCAGCCCCUAAGAAAGUAGCAGAAAAACCUAAGAAGCCUGCCACUCCGAAGAAGCCUGCUGCCAAGGCUACCACCAAGCCCAAGAAGACGACGACCAAGAAGGCCACUACUGCCAAGCCGAAAACCACUGCCAAGCCCAAAAAGCCAGCUGUCAAGGCCACCAAGGCUGCCAAGCCUAAGAAGACAACGAAGGCCACCACCAAGCCAAAACCAAGGAAGGCAAGUGGAGCAAAGAAGACGGCUAAGACUGCUCCCAAGAGCCCCAAGAAGUAA
Molecule: messenger RNA, 588 nt
Organism: Geodia barretti
Lineage: Eukaryota; Metazoa; Porifera; Demospongiae; Tetractinellida; Geodiidae
Source: the annotation of a GenBank genome assembly